AUGUACGGUGCAGCCCGACAGGGGCGUCUGGUUCUACGAGCCUUGCGAUCCGUUCCUUCGACAUCCUUUUCAUCUCCUGUAUCUCGCACGUUACCUCCGACUAGUCGAUUCGCUCCCUCAAAGUCAAUCAGAGUCAAUCUUUUCUCCUCCACCUCGAGAUAUGGCCAACAACAACAUGCCGUCGCCGAAGACAUGGGAGCGGAGGACCUCUCACAUGUAAAUCGCGAGUUCAGCACGUUCACCGAGCUAGGCGAAGCCGGAGUCCUCGAUAGAAGAAUCGUCAACACAUUGGCCAACAGAAUGAAUAUCCAAACAAUGACUGAAGUCCAGCGCAUGACCAUCAACGAAUGCUUAGACGGUUCAGACGUGGUCGCUCAAGCCAGGACCGGCACGGGCAAAACUUUGGCCUUUUUGACCCCGAUUGUCCAACGCUUACUGGGAGAUCCUGCGCUCAAUACUCGCAGAGCUUCCAUUAACGACAUCAGAGCCCUCAUCCUUUCACCUACGCGAGAACUGGCCGAACAGAUUGGCGAGGAGGCAAGAAAGAUCGUUUCCGGGACUGGAGUUCAGGUGCAGACAGCUGUCGGUGGCACACAGAAGAGGUAUCACUUGAAGCUGAUGCAGCGAAUGGGCUGCCAUAUCCUCGUUGGUACACCGGGUAGAGUCAAGGAUCUGCUGUCCGACCCCGACAGUGGCGUUCGGUUGGACAACAUCCAGACCUUUGUCCUCGAUGAGGCCGACCGACUCCUCGACAUUGGUUUUGCCCCGGACAUUGCGGAAAUUCAAAGCUACAUGCCUCCCAGAGACCAGAAAGACCGACAGACUCUCAUGUUUUCGGCGACCAUGCCGCGCUCGGUGGUUGGGUUGGUGAAGCAGACCAUGAAGCGGGAUUUCAAAUUUGUCCGCACCAUUGACCCCAAUGAGGCCGCCACCCACGAGUCGGUACCGCAAAAUGUCGUUUACCUGCCCGGCUUGGAAAACGUACUUCCGACCCUUGCCGAGAUCUCCUACAAGGCCGUUCAAGCCCACAAGGCCGACCCUACCAACAACCCUCCCUUCAAAGCGAUCAUGUUCUUGUCCACCAUCAACGAAGUCAGAAUGGCAUAUGAAGUGUUGAGAAAUAUGCGUCUGCCAGGGGCUAAGGCUGGAUUAUUCGCCCCUCACCCACUUGCUCCAUGCAAAAUCUUCGAGAUGUCGUCCAGACUGACCCAGGCCGAGAGGACCCGCAACUCGCAGGCGUUCCGCCAUGCCGAGAGCGCCAUCUUGGUGUCUUCAGACGUUGCGGCAAGGGGAAUGGAUUUUCCCAAUGUGACCCACGUUAUCCAAGUAGGACCGCCGAAGAGAUUGGAAGAUUACGUCCACCGAAUUGGCCGGACUGGACGUGCUGGCAAAUCGGGCCAGGGCUGGCUCAUCCUGCAGGACGACGAGCGCAACGAGUUCCGACAACUGGUCCGUGACCUCCACGCCCACAACAUCUCCGAGGACGAAUCACUGGAAACGGCCAAGUUGGACAUGACACAGCCGACCCAGCUGUCCGCGGAAACCGGCAAGAUCAUGCAAAUGGUCGAGGCAGGAAUCAGAGGUGUCCCCAUUGGUGAUAAGAUCAAAGCCUACGAGGGCGUCUUGGCCAGCUUAAACCAGUCGUCUGUCCGAAGGCCCAAGCAGACCAUGGUCGAGAUGGCCAACAAUCUUGCCAGAUACGGUUACGGUCUGGAACGCACACCUCGUAUCUCCCAUUCCUUCGCCCAAAAGCUCGGCUUUUCUGGCGUGAGGGGCCUCGAGUUCAAUGAGCCCGGCUACGGUGGUCGUUCCGAAGGCCGACGAGACGGUUUCGGUGACCGAGGUGAUCGUGACCGCCAAGGUGGUGGCCGUGGUGGCCGUGACUUUGGUGGCAGAGGAGGCAGAGACCGGGGUGGCCGGGGAUCCUUCGACCGAAGACAAGAUUUCGGCAACGACAACAGCUCGAGAUCGGGUGCUCGUGGUGGCUACGACGGCCUUGGGGAUCAAGGCAACCAAUGGUAG
Molecule: messenger RNA, 2022 nt
Organism: Exophiala dermatitidis NIH/UT8656
Lineage: Eukaryota; Fungi; Ascomycota; Eurotiomycetes; Chaetothyriales; Herpotrichiellaceae
Product: DEAD box RNA helicase HelA
Exons: 1
Coding region: 1-2022 (673 amino acids)
Cellular component (GO): mitochondrion
Molecular function (GO): ATP binding; nucleic acid binding
Source: RefSeq, a predicted model, not a curated record